Molecule: messenger RNA, 694 nt
Organism: Teleopsis dalmanni
Lineage: Eukaryota; Metazoa; Arthropoda; Insecta; Diptera; Diopsidae
Exons: 3
Coding region: 24-542 (172 amino acids)
Source: RefSeq, a predicted model, not a curated record
AAUUGUGAAAGCAAAUUGAGAAAAUGUUGAAAAGUCUGUAUUCCGCAAUAUUAUUAAUAACAAUUUCAACAAAAGGUUUUACCUCUGGACAAUCACUAACCAACGCUAUACAUCGCACACAGGCUGCGAUAGAACGUGUGAAUGAUUUGUGGUGCUAUGAGUGUGACACAAUGGACAAUGGAACUGCCUGUGUGGAUGCGCUGGGCUCAAAUACGACAAUAUAUAAUAAGAAAUGUAAAGGAGAAGAGUUCAUAUGUAUGGUGAAGCGCUUUUCUUACACAUUAAGCACUGAAAAUUCCACAAGUUCUCCGAAAAUGUGGUCUCUCAAUAGACGUUGUACGGUAGUGUGUGAACCAGGUUGCAUUGUUAUUGGAGAGCGAACAAAACUAUAUGCCUGCACUUCAUGUUGUGAGAAAUCGUUGUGUAAUACUGGCCGAGGGGCAGCAACAAGUACGUUGCAUCGUGUAGAGACGGGGAUAGGAACUGUAAUAUUUUUAACAUUGCACGUCUUAGCUAUGAUAACAUAUCAAAUAAAUUUGUAAAUAAAAUCUUUAUUUUAAAUUAAGACAACUAUAUCUGCCAAAUGGUGUCUUGUCGGACACAUCAAAACUCCUUUUAAAUUUAAUUACAAUUAAUAAUUAGCGAUGUAUAGAUAAUUGUUUCUCCUAAUAAACUCUUGUGAUAUAAAUCAAAA